Molecule: messenger RNA, 3313 nt
Organism: Mus pahari (shrew mouse)
Lineage: Eukaryota; Metazoa; Chordata; Mammalia; Rodentia; Muridae
Gene: Lurap1
Product: leucine rich adaptor protein 1
Exons: 2
Coding region: 117-836 (239 amino acids)
Biological process (GO): positive regulation of canonical NF-kappaB signal transduction; positive regulation of cytokine production
Source: RefSeq, a predicted model, not a curated record
CCCCCCGCGCGGGGCGGGCGGGGAUCCACGGGUUUUGCUCCGCGUUCGUAGCAGAGAAGGGAGGACCCUUGGGAACCGGACCCUGGUCGCCCAGUCCUGUUCUGGCUUGGGCCCAUAUGGAGGGGACCGCGGAGUCCCAGACGCCGGACUUGCGAGACGUGGAGGGCAAGGUGGGCAGGAAGACCCCUGAAGGACUGCUCCGCGGGCUUCGAGGCGAGUGCGAGCUGGGAACCUCUGGGGACGUGCUGCUCCCGGGGGCGCCCAGCACCGGCCACGGCCUAGGGGACAAGAUCAUGGCGCUGAGGAUGGAGCUGGCUUACCUGCGAGCUAUCGAUGUGAAGAUCCUGCAGCAGCUGGUGACCUUGAACGAGGGUAUUGAGGCAGUGCGCUGGCUGCUGGAGGAGCGGGGCACACUGACGAGCCAUUGCAGCAGUCUCACCAGCAGUCAGUACAGUCUGACAGGGGGAAGCCCAGGACGCUCAAGGCGGGGCAGUUGGGACAGCCUGCCAGACACCAGUUCAACUGACCGGCUGGACAGUGUCUCUAUUGGUAGCUUCUUGGACACUGUGACCCCCAGAGAGCUGGAUGAACAAGGACUCCCUGGGCCUUCCUGUCCUGAGAUUGACUGGACAAAGGUUAUCCCCAGUGAGGACAGGGCCAGGACUGAGGUGGACAUGACAUCCACCAAACUAGGGAGCUUAACAGCCACAUGGAAGCUCCCAGGGGACGGGCUCCAGUGUGGACCACCUGAGCCAUCAGAGGAUGACAAUGCUAAGCAGGGCUUUGAAGCUCAUUGGUACUGGGGACAGUGCCAGGAUGAUGUGACCUUCUUGUAAAAACUUUCCUACCCAUUUGUACUUUGUGGCUCUUUCAACUUUUGGCCCAAGUCUCCCUCAAUUUUCCUUCCACCUCCAACUAGACAGAGGCUGUACUAUAAUUGGUUACCAUGGAAGCCUGGCUUAUCUCUCUGGUUCCUGGGGAGCCUCUGCAUUUAUCCCUAUUAUUGGGUCCCUAGAGCUAUUUCCAUAGAGAUAUUGACUCUAGAGGCCUAGCCUAUGGCUCCUGUUGUAAGGUUAUCUCCAUGCCCCUCCCCAGUGAGGUGAAUUUUAUGGAACGUAGGGCCUCUAGGAGAUCACUGAAGAAGAGAUGAGGGUAAUCCCCUCAUCCAAAGCCUAGGAGCUAGGAUGCACUUACAAAACAGUGGAGAUUGACCCUGUCAGAUGCGCAAACCUCCAUGGACUGGCCCUCCUAGAUACCUUUGGAGUUGGGAGACCAAUCCUUUCAUGCCUGCUGAGUGACGUCAUUGCCUGUCAUGAUACAUGAAGUGCUUCCUCUAUACCAGUCCUGGUGGGUGUGGCACUUCAUGUCCCUGCCACUGCCUCUUGUGAGAGGGAACAUAUCACUUUUCCUGGCAAGUGUGUGUGCUGCUUGUCUCAAGUUCUUACUUUUCAAACGUGGUGUUUUCAUGUUGUACCCAAGGAUUUCCCUACUAUGGCUACAUCCCUGUCCAGGGCUGUAAGGAUACACUCUUAGUAAGAAACGCAGAGCCUCCACCUAGGCUCCCCAAUCUGCUUGGCUCACUUUACUGCAGACUCUUGUCUGGCCCUGGGCUGCUCUCAUCCCUGAUUCCUGCCUCCAGAUCUGUCGGCCAGGAGUUCCGUCCAAGUUUCUUCACACAUCCUCAGUUUCCUUUUUAGGCCUCUUGGGGUUUUUGUUUGGUUUUUGGAGACAGGGCUUGUCUGUGUAUCCCAGGCUGUCCUAGAACUCAGUCUGUAAUUCAGGCUAGCCUUGAACUCAGAGAUCUGGCUACCUCAGCCUCCUGAGUGUUGGCGUUAAGUGUGUGUCACUGCCGCCCAGCUAGACCUCUGCAUUCUUAUGUCUCUUAUCCCACUGUUGCUUGGGAAUAAGAAGAGUGAAGAUCUCAGCGUUCUGGGGACACUCUUGGAUAGUGGGACCAUCUCAUCAUCUCUGACCCUGUGCUUACUAUUCCCUCAUUCUGGCCAGCCUACCACAAUUUGGUCACAAGGAUGCUUGCCUGAAGUUGAGACACAAGGAAUCCCUUUGUCUUAGCUACAAUGUGGGAGUGUAGCAGGAAAACAGAGGCCAUUUGGUCCAUGGGCCUCAUUAAGGAGAAGAGACUAUACAAAGUCCUUCUUUAGAGCAAGCCCAUCACUCCUGAACUUGAUGGAUAAUCAGGACUGGUUCUAGGGUUGGGUCCCAAGGCCCUGGCUAAUUAUACCAGAGAAGAAAUUCAGAGAAAUUGCUAUUUUGGGGUUCAGGCCCAGAGAAAGGCAAUGGGGGUAUGGGCAGAGUAGGAGACAAAGGAUGUGAUUAAGACCUGGACAAAUAAGCAAGGUGUGUUGGUGUAUGCAUUUCAUCUGAACACUCAGGAGGCAGAGUUGGGUGGAUCUCCAGGAGUUCCAGGCCAGCCGAGAUAAUACAUAGUGAGACCCAGUCUCAAAAAACAACCAAAGAAACCAGAAUGACUUCUUGGUGAUUAGCCCUUUGAGUCCUAGGUAACUGCCCUGUCUUCACCAUCUCAUGCUGGGGGAGGUAGCCAAGUUGACUACUCUCCUGUCUCCAAGCUCCAAUGCCUCAAUUGUUGUUUUGCAACCACCAAAUCCAACAGAGUACAGCCUCUGGCUCUUUAAAACCCCUCUCCUCCCCUGCCUCAAAGAGGUCACAUUUCAGAGUGACUUCAUCCUGUUCUCUGCUGUUGCUGGAUCUCCUUACUGUGCCCAUAGCUCUGGCGUUCAGAAUCUUCCUUCCUAUGGCCACCCAUCGUCUGUGGUGUUCAGCCUCCCCUUACUGUGCCCAUAGCUCUGGCACUCCUGCUUUCUUGCCCUCAGACUGGAAUUCUGAGUGCUGCAUCCCAGUCCAUGCUCUGAGUCGAUCUAGAGUGCUCCUGUUCCUCUUUGAAGCUAUUGGAUUCCAUUUUUUUGAGGCUCAUUUCUUCAGCUUUAAACUGAGCUGAAGAGAUUGCCUGCCUCCUUGUGGCCAUUAUGCAACACUGCUUGAGUUGCUGAGUGAAAUCUCCAAGUUUAAAUGUAAUUCAGUCUGGCCGUUAAGUAGAGAGGACUAGGCCUACAGAUGGCCUAGGUUUGUCCAGUUCUACCCGUGGUGAAGCUGAAGCAAUAGCUAUGUUACAGACCUUACAGUCUGUCUGCAAACCCACAGCUCCAUUCUUAGAUCCGUUACCCAGUCAACACCCCAAAGCCCAAAGCAUUUGAAAACCAUUUUCCUCAUUGUAAGAUUUGAGACUUAUGCCAGGCGUGGUGGCGCACGCCUUGAAUCCCAGCAUUCGGGAGGCAGA